Molecule: messenger RNA, 1156 nt
Organism: Sardina pilchardus (European sardine)
Lineage: Eukaryota; Metazoa; Chordata; Actinopteri; Clupeiformes; Clupeidae
Exons: 2
Coding region: 95-1156 (353 amino acids)
Source: RefSeq, a predicted model, not a curated record
ACAGCUAAAUUCACGGAGCGCACUCUAGUGGCAACACAUUUCGACGGGUUACAGAAUUUGGUGGAACACCUGUUCUGCAAAAACAACAACAAACAUGGCGAUUGAUAAACCCCCACCUGUUCAUUUUUGGAGUGAUGAAGAGACAGAGUUCAUGCUAUGUCAGCUGAAAGCGUUAAAUAUUUUGAAAUACAUGGAUGGUAGGAAAACACGGAAUGGCAACCUGUUUAGAAAAGUUGCGGAACACAUGGAGGACGCUGGGUUUCAAAGGACGUCUGAACAAAUCCGUGUUCGGUGGAAGAACGUGAAAAAAGCCUACAACAAUGCCAGGAAAAACAACCAAACCAGUGGCACGACUUCAGUUUCAUGGCCAUACUCCAAAAUACUGAAGGAGCUGCUUGGACGCCGACCGUUGUCUAAAUCCACAGAGGAUGGCGUGGACAUUGGAUCAAGUCCUUCGUUCUCAGACCAAGAAGAGGAGCAGCAGUGUGCCGGUGAUCAGGCCCCGCUGCUGGAGCAGGACCCGCUUCCUCACGAGUCCUCUGACUCAUAUCUAACGUCCUCGCCGACCUCCGAACCCUCCAGUUCUACGUCUCUGUCGCACCAGCAGUUCCAGAUCACCGUCAAAACAGAAGCACCUGAAGCUGCUGGGCAGGACAGUCCCAUUAGCGGAACAGCUAACGGAACAGCUAACGCAACAGCUAACGGAACAGCUAACGGCGAAUUACCGAGACAACGCUCGCAACCGAGCCUGCAGCCAGGGACUCCGACUCCAGUCUCGGCCCCCGCGCGGAGGACGUUCAGCAUGCCGUCGCGGUUCACGUCCCUGAGCCCCUUCGAGGAGCAGCUGCUGGCCGUCCAUCGGGAGCAGGCUGCGGCUAUCCGCGAGGGCUUUCGCUCGCUGGCGCAACAGAACCGACUCCUCUACCAGGAGGUCUGCGAGACCAACCGUAGCGUGGCCCGGAUCGCCUCGGCGGUGGCUGAGAAGGCCGCAAGCUCCUCGGGAACGACCGAAGAACUGAUCCGAGUGCAGCAGAGAAUAAGUGAGAGCAUCGACUCCACUAACAAUCUCCACACGCGGGUGAUUGACUUGCUGUUCUCACAGCAGGAGCAGCCCAUUAUGCUCAUGCCCAGUGAGGAUAAAGGCAUGAAUGUUUGA